Messenger RNA from Thunnus maccoyii (southern bluefin tuna), 15337 nucleotides. It is a transcript of the gene wnk1b, whose product is annotated as WNK lysine deficient protein kinase 1b. Bases 1384 to 9456 code for a protein of 2690 amino acids. The transcript has 36 exons. The record is from RefSeq and is a predicted model, not a curated record. Gene Ontology annotation, cellular component: cytoplasm; cytosol. Lineage: Eukaryota; Metazoa; Chordata; Actinopteri; Scombriformes; Scombridae. Gene Ontology annotation, biological process: intracellular signal transduction; positive regulation of sodium ion transmembrane transporter activity; negative regulation of sodium ion transport. Gene Ontology annotation, molecular function: ATP binding; protein serine/threonine kinase activity; chloride channel inhibitor activity.
GCCCAGCCGUCGCCUUGUCGAGUCAUCGCUGGAGAAGAGCACAGAGCUGACGGAGCGGCCGUCCGAUGGCUUGAAAACGGGGGAAUAACUGUGGAUCACAGCGGGUUUAUUGCACCACACAAGCCAAGAGGAGCGAGACGGCGGACGCAGCAGCGGCCUGGAUGUUGACACAGAUAAGGAAAUAGCAUCUUUCGAGUGAGACUGUUGCCUUUUUGGUUGCGGUUGCAGAGCAGGAUACAGACAACACAGAGACAGACAGAAAGAAGUGCCGGAGCCACCGCGACACCAGCGAGCGAACUUGGCUUCUCUGCCCGGUGGGAGGUGUCUGUCUGUCGGCUGUGGCUCUCUGCACGUACCGCUCACUGCGUCGCUGCUCGGACCUUUCUUUUUUUAGGGGGAUACGGUUGUAGCUAAGUUAUGCUUUUGUAAAUAGUCUUUUUUGUGGGCUUUUCGGCAACCAACUGUGGCUUUAAUGUGACGCACUAUACUGACAUUUGUGCUGUGUUGUUGGAGCGGACCCCCACUGCAGAGGAGUUAAAGGCUUUUUUUUAAUCAAGUUUCUACCCUUCAUCUCUCUACGGUACCACAACAGCCGACAUCCAUGUAAAAGUCACACGGAGCGAAGCAGACCGAGCUGGGCCAGGCUAGGCCAGGCUAGGCCUACCUAGCCCUCUGUCUGGCCCCGCCAGGCAGGCCAGCGACCUCUCCAGGAGUCCUACCUUCAACGAGAAGAGAGGGCUUAAGCCUGUUUUUACUUCAACAAACCUCCAAAGUCGAGCUGUAACAAAUUGGACUCUGAUCAUAUUUCAUCUCAUCAGGCUUUCGGAGGCCAUACUGGUCUGUUACGUCUUUAGCCUUUCCAUGUCUUGGUGGUCACUCUCUGAAUGUUGGCAGCAGGAUGGAUUCGGGUGUUGAUUUGAUGGGUGUCACCUCAUUGCAGUGCUUGCACCCUCCCUCCUGUGGCUGCAGUUUGUCCUUUCCCUCCCCGAUCUUCAAGAGAAAGCCCCUUCCUCUCUCCUGGGGCUUCCCCGAGCCCUGUAUGGAAGGGCCUUGUAGGACCUGUAGAUUGUUUUGUUGAAACAGUGGACAUUUCAAAGAGGAAGUAAAAAUCCUUUCUAACAAACUACAGAACACAACAACAGAUUGCCACCUUCACUUGAUUUGAAAGUUUUCUGUUACUCAUCCCUCCUUUUGCUUUUUUUUUCCUGCUGGAGUUUUAUUGGAUGUUGAAGAGCUUUUCAUUUGAGAAAGAAGCUUGCUGGUCGAGAUUUGUCACUGCAUAUUUAUAGUUUAAGUUGAUCUGAUUACUCACAUAAAGAAUCCUUAUUUAUAAGUACAGAAUUCCUUUUUUUUUUUUUUGUAUGGUCUUAGCCUCCGGGAGGAAUGUCUGAAAGCAAUAGCAGCAGCAAAGCAGUGAAAUUCAUUGCCCCGGCCCCCCCUCCCCCCUCUGCCUCCCCCUGUCCCUCACCUCAGACCCCCCACAAGAAUGUGAACGGCUCUGCCAGUUCAGACACGCACGUGGUGGAGAAGCUCGGCGGACACCCGGAGGUCCGACGUCGGCGCCACACAAUGGAUAGAGACUCCAAAACAGCCGAGCACCGCUUCUUCCGCCGAAGCGUCAUUUGUGACUCCAACGCCACGGCUUUGGAUCUGCCCAGCAAAGCGGCUGUGAUACUCACCUCGCCUCCUGACUGUGAGGGCCCUCCCACCUUGUUCCCUCCGCAGCCCUCGGGGCCCGGACCUGGGGUACAAGACGCUGACAGUCAGGAGGCGCUUAGAGGUCCGUAUUUGCAAAGCACAACCCUUCAGCCUAGUCUCGGGCUUGACGGGGCGGUUUCGGAGGGGCAAAUACAAAACGCUGAGGAAGAUUUAAACGCGAGCAGUAUCACGGUUGCUGUUCCCACCAAUAACAGUGUUGAACAUAGCGCAGACAGGGCGGUAAAAGAGCCCAGCCCGACAGUAUUGGAUGUUACAGACAAAACAGUAGAAAAACAGCCUGAUGUCACAUUGCGUCCCAGAGGGUCAGAGGGCACGCAAGAGGUGGCGAAAGACAGAAAAGCGACAGAACAGGUCGAGGAGGGUAGCGUUAGCAGUCCGACCGAGGAGAAGGAGAGGGAGAACGAGCUAGCGAAAGCGCGGGCAGAGCAGAGAGAGGCCGAGAAACGAGUGCAAGAGGAUAUAGAGGAGGUGGAGACGAAAGCCGUAGGGACUUCACCCGACGGACGCUUCCUGAAAUUCGACAUCGAGAUCGGAAGAGGGUCGUUCAAGACGGUGUACAAGGGACUGGAUACAGAGACUACUGUGGAAGUGGCAUGGUGUGAGCUACAGGAUCGUAAGCUGUCGAAGUCGGAACGUCAGCGCUUCAAAGAAGAGGCCGGGAUGUUGAAGGGUCUCCAGCAUCCUAACAUUGUCCGCUUCUAUGACUCCUGGGAGGGACCAUGCAAAGGAAAGAAAUGUAUUGUUCUGGUCACUGAGCUCAUGACGUCUGGCACGCUUAAAACCUACCUGAAGCGUUUCAAGGUGAUGAAAAUCAAGGUUCUGCGUUCGUGGUGCAGACAGAUCCUCAAAGGCCUUCACUUCCUACACACCAGAGCUCCACCCAUCAUUCACAGAGACCUGAAAUGCGACAACAUCUUUAUCACAGGACCCACGGGGUCGGUCAAGAUAGGAGACCUGGGGUUAGCCACGCUGAAGAGGGCCUCCUUCGCCAAGAGCGUCAUAGGUACCCCAGAGUUUAUGGCUCCGGAGAUGUACGAGGAGAAGUAUGAUGAAUCCGUAGACGUCUACGCCUUCGGGAUGUGUAUGUUGGAGAUGGCUACCUCAGAGUACCCCUACUCUGAAUGUCAAAACGCUGCCCAGAUCUACAGACGAGUUACCAGCGGAGUGAAGCCUGGCAGUUUUGACAAGGUAGCCAUUCCUGAGGUAAAGGAAAUCAUAGAGGGCUGCAUCAGAACGAACAAAGAUGAGAGGUAUGCUAUAAAGAUCCUGUUGAACCAUGCAUUCUUCCAAGAGGACACUGGGGUCAGGGUUGAACUGGCAGAAGAGGAUGAUGGGGAAAUGAUCGCAAUCAAACUCUGGCUCAGGAUAGAAGACGUCAAGAAGCUCAAAGGAAAAUACAAAGACAACGAAGCCAUCGAGUUCUCCUUUGACCUGAACAAAGAUGUCCCUGAAGAUGUGGCCCAGGAAAUGGUUGAGUCUGGCUAUGUUGCUGAGGGUGACCACAAGACCAUGGCCAAGGCUAUCAAGGACCGCGUAUCUCUGAUCCGGAGGAAGAGAGAACAGAGACAGCUGGUACGAGAGGAACAGGAGAAGAGAAAAUUGGAGGCGGAACAACAACAGCUGCAGCAGCAACAACAACAACAGCAGCAGCAACAACAACAACAACAACAACAACAGCAACAAGAAACACUCAAAACUUCACACACACAGGCAGAGACAGAGGAGACUGAAGUGGAGCAGCAGCAGCAGCUUCACUAUCAGCAGAGCGGCAUCUCGCACACAUCUGAAGGAGGCAUGGACAGCGGCCAGGGUUCCUCGGUGUUCUCCUCAGACUCCCCCCACCUGGGUCAGCUGACCAUGUCGUACAGCUGCCCCCCUUCCUCCCAGCCCCCCUCCCAGUCCCAAACCCCUUACCCCUCUGCCCCCUCCGCUACCCUGCAGCAACACCCGGCCUACGCCCAGCCGCCGCAGCCAAUGCCUGCGUCGCGCCGUCGUCGAAGUCGUAGCAUGUCUGUUUGCGUCCCCCCUUCCUCCUACUCCUUUUCCUAUGCUCCUCCGCCCCUGGCUGUUCAUCCAAAGCAGCCCUCCACCCCUCCUCCAGACCUAUCCUCCUCAUCCUCCUACACCACCACCACCUCCCCCUGCAUGCCUCUCGCAGCUGAGAGGGACACAUUCGCUGGGCGCCUCUCCAAAGCCCUGGAGACAGUCCUACCCCUUCACUCUGCCUCCUCUCUGCCCAGGGCCAGGCAGCGGAGGGCCAGCCUACCGGCCCUGUUCUCCACCCCUCAGCAUUCAAUGCCGCACCCCUACAGUGGAGGAGCAAGCACAGGAGGAGGAGCAGGAGGGAGCAUCCCCCUCCAAACUCUCCCCGACCCCCCUACUAUUUUCUUCCCCUCCAUCCCCGAGCGCCCCGUUUCCUUCUCGCCUCCUCCCACUGGCCCUCCAAAGGCCUACAACACCCAACGACGCAAGAGCACAUCCAUUCUCGAGGCACAUACCCGACACUUCCAGCCUGCCUACCCUCGGUAUGGGAGCAGCCUGCACCCCUUUUCUGGGAUGGAGGGUGUUGAGACCCCCUCUCUCUUUAUGGUCAAUCCCGGAUUUGCAGCUGCUGCUCAGAGACUUGGCGUUGGGGAACCUGUGCAUCUCCCAGGACAAUCUGACCCAAGUUUGUAUGGCUAUAAAGACAUGAGAGCAGAACAUGAGGAAGCAGUGAGGAGAUUAAGUCUAAAUCAAGCUGCCUUAUUGGACCAUUAUGAAGCAAUGGCGUAUGGAGGAUACCCAAUGACUGCACACCAGCUUGGACACUUGAGUUUCCAUCAGCAGAGGCAAGCAGCAGCUGCGGCUGCAAGUUUGGGCUUUGAUCCCGGACCUCCACCUCAACCAGGGUUCUUGCACCCACACAUCAUGCAAAGAAUGAGUGCACACAGUCCAAUCCCUCCACCUUUACCUGCUAUGAAUGCAUCUACUGGUGGCGCUGUUUCUUCUUCCUCAUCUGAUGGAUGCUAUCUGCCACCACAGCACACUUCCCCUUCCGCUUUUCCUAUUUCUGCACCUCCAGUAAUGGGCGAAGCCUCACCAUCUACUGGAAGUGUUUUUGAGUUCCAUUUAGCUGCAGCCGCUGCAGCUGCUGCUGGUGAUCCAAACCUCCUGGCAUCCAGGCUUUACCGGGCCCGAAGGAGCUCCAUGGACCUCCCUCUAGACGACAGCACUGGAACAGGAUCAGGUGGCUCCGGCACGUAUAGUCGACUCCAGCCAGUGACAGAAGAGCUGUACACAUAUAUCAGUCCUGAGCUCCCCUUACCUCCAGGAAGUCUUCUCCUUCAUCACACAGGUGUAACCGUAAAAGACAGAAGCCCAGAACCAUCUAGUGACUCUCUGGCCUCCUCUGAUGCAGGAGAGUUCCAGUCACCUCCUCCCCCACCUCUCCUCCCUCAAUUCGACUCCUCAGCCGCUCAGUCCAUCCCUCACUCGUCCUCCGCUGCGCUCUAUGAUCCAUCAGGCGGAGUGCCUCCCAUAGAUAGCCAUGGACAUCCACCCUCCAUGCAGAGCUUUCUCCCUCCCACCCCAUCCUCCGAGCUCCCACUUGGGGGAGCGUCAUCAACUCAGCUGGAGUCUCUGAUCCAGAGUGUCUGGGCCCGACAUGGAGGGGUGGUACCAGCCCAACCUGAUAUGACAUACCAUGAGUCAUUGCUGGCCAUGCAGGCCACUAACCCCACUCUGCAGAUUCAAGCUUCUACCCCACAGCCAAGUCCAGGACCCCCUCUGGCCACCGCCACCUCCCAACAAGCUGCCCCUGGAACCCCCCAACAGGUUAUGUCGUCCAGUCAGUCUAACAGUUCAUCAGUUCAGAGCCCCACCCACGCGUCCUUAACGCAGACAUCUGCACAGUCUGCCUCUCAGUCUUCAGAGCUGUGCCAGUCCCAGCUACAGCCACCUCAAGUUCAAUCAUCUAUAGAGAGUGGCCACUCUGAGACGUCGGGUCUGAGUGACGGCAACGAGGGUGGAGGGGGAGGUCGUCAUGAAGGGCGCUCCACCAAGCGACACCAGAGACGCUCUGUGCGAAGUCGAUCGCGCCAUGAGAAGAUCUCCAAGGCGAAACUCAAUGUUCUCAAUAUCUCCAAUCGAGGAGACAGGGUAGCGGAGUGUCAGCUGGAGACCCACAACAGGAAGAUGGUCACCUUCAGGUUUGACCUAGAUGGAGACAACCCUGAGGAAAUAGCCCAGAUUAUGGUCCAGAGUGAGUUUAUCCUGGAGAGUGAGCGGGAGUCGUUCAUCGAGCAGGUCAGAGAGGUGAUAGAGAACGCUGAUGAGAAAGGCCUGGAGAGGGACGCAAACAGCAAGACCGCAGGUGACAUGGCGCAACAGAUACCCGCUAUAUCUGUCCCCAUGCCAGACAUCCCUCCCAGUGCAACGGCACAAGUGGUCCAUUCAGCAGGUCGCAAGUUCAUCGUCAGCCCCGUACCCGAAGCCAGGCUGAAGGAACAAAUCUUUCCUCCUUGUCCCUCUCCUGCCUCUGCACCUCCUGUUGAAACAAUUCCUCCAGCUUUAGCUCAAGCUCCGUCUCAUACUCCAGGCCAAGGUUUGGGGUUGUCCCAGUCUGCAGGAGCGAUCAGCUUACAACAAGCCUUCAGUGAGCUCCGACAGAACCAGAAUCAGUUUGACCCAGGACCCAGCACCGCCCCAGCCUCCAUCCACUCCACCCAUCCUCCUCUACAGCCUCCAGUGGCUUCUGUACCUUCACAGGCCAGCACCAUCAGUGGAUCUGCUCCUACUGUGGACCCUACCGCUGGACUUGUCCCUUCUAAUUUAAACCAGGCACAGGAGCAGCUCCUGGAUUCCUCCACCCCCUCCUCUGUGCCCCCUGUCUGUCUCAAGCCUCCUGGUUCCUCCUCCCCUCCUUCCACUGUGGUGAAUCAGUCCAUCCUUCAGUCACAGGUACUUUCACAGACAGUCAUACAGGCUGUGUCCCAACCUCAGGGACAGGGGCAAGCACAAAUUCAGCCCCAGGCUUUCACGCAGCCUCAGUCCCAAGCAACAGUUUCUGCUGUCAGUGCUACUUCAGUACCUUCCACUUUACCACCGGCCAGCAUCCCCCCAACAAUGCUAACCUCCCCUCCAUCCACCCAGACUGUUCCCCUUGUAUCCUCCCCUCCCUCCUCUUCCACCCUUCCAGCCAGUGACGUCCCCUCCGAUCAUCCCUCAGUCAAAUCUCCCAUCUCUUCUACUACUUCUCUCACUUCCCCUGUCGUCCCCACGACUGCCAUCCCGGGCCCUCAGCUUACUCCCUCUACUGCUUCCCACCCUACUGCCCCUUCCUCCGCAUCCUCUGUGGGGCUCCAGCCAGUGACCACCAACAUUCCUUCAGUUCAACCAACCCUGGUGCACUCCCAGCCACAGACAGCAGUACUGCCUGGGCAGACACACACUCACUGUGGGGAAUGUGAUGCAAGGUGUGAGGCAUCCACUGAGUCCCAAGGCAAACCGGAUGAUAUCCAAGCUCUGGAGAAGAAGCUGCGGUCUCUCUUCAUGGACCUUGGUGGAGGGGUGUCGUCCACCCAGGGAGACCUGCUAGCGACUGACCCUACCUCUGGAGCCUCUGUUGGAGGUACCUCAUCCCCUAUGGGCCCCUGUUCUACCUCCACCACAUCUGUCACCACACCUGGCUCCAGCCAGCCAACCAAUCCUCUUCAGCCCCCCUCCAGCCUUGCGCUGGGGUCACUGGGGUCACCUGCCCCAAUCCAGGGCCCUGGAACACCUAUUUCCACCCCUGCACAGACUGUCAUCCCUGCCUCAUCCUUUGGCCAGACCACUCCAUCCAAAGCCCCCUUAUCCAGGGUUCCGGCCAGUUCUCCUCCUUCAGAACUCCUGCCAUCCUUCCCUGGACCUUGUCUAAUACAGUCCCAGCAGCCUCUAGAGGACCUAGACGCUCAGUUGAGGAGAGCGCUGAGUCCAGAGACUGUUCCUGUCAGCACACACUCACAGGCUUCUCACGGUGGCAUAUCUACAGUGGGACAAGCGAUUCCCUUUUCUCUGGAGGAAGAAAAUAUGUCCUCUCCUGGUCCUCCUCCUCAAGGUGGAAUUAAACUGGGGAGAUUUCAGGUUUCAUUGGCCACUGAAGAGCCUCCUGUACAACGGCCGGCCUGCACUGAAUCUUCCACCACCUCCUCCUCUUCGUCCUCUUCUUCCUCGUCCUCCUCCAGUCUCUCCAGCCCGGAGAACACACUGCACAAGGACUCCACGUCUCCUCUGAGAGGGGGAGGAGGAGGACAAGGUGGAGACGUUGUGGAUGGACUCCCCCAAAGGACUCUGGGAGGGUCUCAUCACCCUUCCCCUUUCACUUCCCCCUGCCCCUCCCCCAAGGCCACCACUACCAUCGGACGCUUCCAGGUCACCACCAACGCCGAGGCCCGUGUUGGCAGAUUCUCAGUCAGUCGGGCCCAGGAGCAGAGCCUGGAGUCCAAGCAGAGUCCUCCCCCCACUGCCCAGGCUGCUAAUGGGCCCAGGGAUCCCGGGCAGGUUCUGAGUCCAGAUUCCACUCAUAAAGCCUCUCUGCCCAGUCUAAACAACAACUCCUUCAAUAACUCCUACAUCAGCAGUGACAACGACUCCGAAUUUGAGGAUGAAGACUUCAGACGGGAAGUCAACCGCCUCAGAGAAAAGCACAUGCGUGAGAUUCAGGCCCUCCACUCCCGCCAGAAGGAAGAAAUCGACUCUCUCUUCACCAGGCUGGGAAAGGUCCCCCCAGCUGCAGUGCUCCCUCCAGUUAUAACCUUGACUGGCAGGAGGAGGCGACCUACCAAAAGUAAAUCCUCCAAAUCGUCCAGAACAAGCUCCACGCACGGCAGCAAGAGUCCAUUACAGCCAGGCAGCACUUUAUCCGCCCAGAGCGUCCCAACCAUGUACCCCGGCCAGCUGGCUCUGUUAGCCCCAGGAGGAUUAGCCGAUUCGGGCAGCAGCACUCUGCUCCAGCCCCUCAAACCCUCUCCCUCCAGCGACAACCUGUGUUCGGCCUACACCAGCGAGGCAGCGCUCUCUGUGCCCAGCUUGUGUGCUCCCACCCCAGGGACCAGUAGCACCAACGCAGUGAGCGGUUCAGGCGGUUUGGGUCAGAGCCAGGGGGGCUCUCAGUGUCUGCCUCCCAACAUAUCAGCCCCCCACCAGAGGAAAGGAACAUUCACUGAUGACCUCCAUAAACUGGUGGACAACUGGGCUAGAGAUGCCAUGAACCUCUCACAGGGUAAGAGGAGUGCCAAACAGCUGCAGCAGGCCCCAGCGCAGGGACACAGCUACGAGGCUAUCCAGUCAGCCAGUCUGGGCAGGAAGUACUCCGCUCCCAGCCAGCUGUGCCCGAGCAGCAUCGGAGGUUCAGCCCACCUCCCCACAAACCCCACCUCCGCUACCUCUUUAGCCGUCCGCAAGGGCUCCCUGUGCCACCCCCCUGCCUCCUCCACUCCACCCCAACCCCAACCUCCCCAGUUCAUCCACUACACCCCCACCGCCGCCUACAGCGCACAGUGGUCCGGACCAGCUCACGGCCUGUCGAACCAACACCAGGCGCCGACGCAACCCGGGCCUCUGCUGGUCAGCACCUCCCAGCCCCUGGGCCCCUACCCCGCCACGGUUGGCGGACAGGGCCAGAUACCCGGGCAGGGGCCGCUCCAGGCUUUCCAUCUGACCAACGCUCUGCAGAAGUCAGUCAGCAACCCAGGAGGACCCAACCUGAGGACCACGUAGGGCUUGGGGUGAGGGCUUGUUUAAAUCAUGGCCCAACUGGACUGGAGUGCUUUGGGCUAGAUCGGCCGGAGAGGAUGGAAGAACCGGAGGAGCGCGCAGAGCGAGGAGUUUUAAUUUACAGAAACUGACCUGACCAAGAGGUGAAAAGAAAAAAAAAAAAAAGGAAACGAAAAGAAGAGGAGAGAGGAAAUCAGGAAUGCGACGUGGGUCCACCUCCACAGUUAGCGUGAUGCAUCUCGCCUCUGCUUCCAUCCACGUGUGUGAGAAGCUGUCACAAACGCAGUCACACAAUCUCCCUUUCUGCUGCGUUCGUGGGCUUGUCACAGCCAGCCAAAUGCUUGAGUAUAAAGGAAAAGACUCAAGAGUGCAAUGUUAAAAUGGCCAAAGAGGUUUUGACAGGGUGUGGGACUGGUGUUAAUAACUGUUUGUGUGUGAGGUAAUGUGUACGGGCUCGGCUUGGUCACACUUGUUCCAUUUCGUGCUCUAAAUUGAGUGAACUAGUCUGUACAUGGAAGGGUUAGGAGGAAGGGGAGAGGACAGGUUGAUGAUAUUGUGAAAAUGGAGAAACUAAGAGUGUUGAAGAGAUAUUUUGGGCUGUUUUGAAACAAAGAUAGCAGAGUAUGAGGAAACUGUUCAAAGGAGGAAAACACGCAAAGGGGAGAGGUUACAUCAGGUUUAGGGGGAGAAAUUUCGUGGCCGGCUUUUACAAAACCUCCUUUAGCCCUUGUGUCCACACAGCACCUCUUACAGCUUCUUACAACAGCAAAAAAAGUUUGAAAAGCUGUUUUUUGGUUGUCAGCAGCCUUCUUUUGCUAGAAGUAUAAAUAAUAUUUUGUACUUUCUAGCUUUCAGCAUUUUAAGCACUAAAAAUGUUCUCAAGCUCUCAGAGCAGAUAGGAACAUGCAACAGUGCACUUUUUCCAUAAAAUGUAAGGUGGAAACAAUGUAGGCAGUUCAUAAAGAAGUAACUGGUGGACACAGAAGGGAUCAUAGCUGGCCAUCACAUUAGCGUUGUCUUGCUUAGUGCUCAGUGUCAAACAUCAAAGGCUCUAUCACUCUGAAAUCAAACAGCGGCAGCAAUUUGCAUCAUUAAUGCUCACAAAGAAGGAUGCAAAUGGCAGCAGAUGAAAGCUUUGAUGUCAGGUGAGAGAGCAGCAUUUGGUUUGAGUUCAGGCAGUGUUUUUUCUUCAGUUUUCAGAAUUUUUGUAACCGGGAAUUCUCCUCAAAUUCGUUCAAAGCACAGAAUCGAGAACAAAUCAAGAACAAAGCAAACAAAUUGAGAUUUUGAACGUUCGGGAGGGGAAACUGAACUCAAGCCUGUUUAAGAGCAGGUAGUAGUCUAGCGCUCGGCGACUUGAGAAAACCCGUGACAGCCGCUCCUCUGUUACCUCCUGUGUCUUGUUCCUCCCUCAUUCCUACAAAACCAAUCAAAGAGAUGAAGAGAGGUGGAGAUAAGAGAGUAGAUGAAGAGUGAAACAAGCGUUUAUUCAAUAACAGUCAGACACCUCAUCUGUUUCCUGUUACACUGCUUACACCGCUGUGUGCACCAUUGCUUAGAGUACUGAAUGGACAUGACAGAUGCUUCUGCAUACCAAAUGCCUCUCGACCAAUCACAACUCCAUCUCUUCUUCCAUCCCUCUCUCCGCCUCUCUGUUGCCAUUUGAAGCAAUAACAACAGAAACCUUUUAGAGGAGAAAAAAAAAAAAAAAAGCCCAAACAUGAGAGAACUCAGCGUGAAAAAGUGGCCUUGUUAUCAGAAUAAUAUCAGAGUCCCUGUACAGUUUGUGUCGCUGUUUAUUUUUAAGAGUGUCAGCUAUGAUGAUUCCAUUUUAUUGUUUUAUUUUUGGUUUUGUUUUGUUGGGUUUGUUUUUGCUCGCUGCCCCCCAGCUAGCAAUCUGAUACACACACACACACACUCACACACACAAUGCAUGAGACAUUCAGAUAAAUACACAGACCUGCAUACACACACACACAGUCAUGCACAGACUUAUGUAAAUACAAACACACACACACACAUACACACACACACACAGUGUUGGAGGCGUAGCAGCCUUUUAACCAACAUAGAUCUAUAGACUAAUGCCUCAGUUCUCAGUGUCAUCAUUAGGUUGGUUUCAUCAUUUGGAUUGAAAUGAUUGCAAUGUACAUUAUUUUCAUCAUUAUUGUUGUUAAUGAUUAUUAUUCUAUUUAAAAAGAAACAAAAAACAAAAACGUGUUCUGUCGAUGGACCUGUUAUACGCGCACAUCGGUGUACGAUGUGGAAACACUGUGAUUAUUGUUGUUUAUUAUUAGCAAAUGUUGUUGGACAACAUUAGUUUUAGGGUGAAAUGUCACAUAUUAAAAAAAAAAAAAAAAGCAUACGGAGAACAGUUUGGGGUCCUUUCACUUUCAAUUCACUGCUUUCCGCAAAUGAAUUGUCACCAAAAUGUGAAAAUUAAAAAUAAAAACCCUCUUCUUCAAUAAUAGUCCUUACAUCCAGUUACUAAGGACAUAAUCACAAAAAUAAUGCCUUACCAAUAACUAUUCAACCGCAGUUUCAGUUCAUCUUUAUACUGUAACUGAUUGAAUUGAAAGUCGAAACUGACCUCCAAGCCCAAUUACAAACAGGAGUGAACGGCAGGAUAGUUGAUAUUUAGAUAAUAAAGUAAUGCUAGCUAUUUUUUUUUCUUAAUACAGUACUUAUAUAUCAGACACUUUAAAAUAGCCCUCCUCUUCCCUUUUCCCCCUGGUUUUGUUAGAUGAAUGUGAAUGUAUAAACCAAUGGUGUCCAUUUUAUUGUACUUGAAAAAAAAAAAAAGUCUGUCUUUUUAUUUUCUUUGCUCUCUUUGCUUCUCCCCCCCCUCCGACCUCCCUAGAACCUCUGGUGUGAACACUGGAGGUACUUACUAGUGCCUUGCAUCCUUCCUGUUGCUUCUUCUUUCGUCUGGGGCGGGGUCGAGGAACUUGGGUUAAAGUAAGCACACUUGACAGCGUGUGUGGAGUGACUUUGAAGUCGGCGGUGAUGACUGGACUUGGUGUUUAGUGGAGCGGGCGUGCAGGAAAAUAACGGCUUGUUGGUAGCUGCUACUGUGUUGCGGUUAAGUCUCCAUGAUUUGUCUCUUGAAUUUCUGUUUUUGAAUUGAUAGAAAGAUGAAUUGACUCUUACUCUGCUGCCAUUGAAGCCAAUAAAACGGACCGCCGGAGUGAGAAAGAAUCAGAAAAAGCAUCAUUUGAAGUCAGCGUGGAGUGUCUGGCAGAUGCGUGCUGUGCUUUACUUACGCACGAGGUCUGACGGUGCGUCUAAGGCCCGGUUACACCACCAACAGGAUGAAAGAUGGAGAGAACACCAGAGUUUAUCAGUGCCAUUUUUUUCAGGGUUUUAAAUGUAGAUACGGGGGAAAAGGGAGGGGAAAUAUUUUUUCAUUUUAAGGAGGAAGUUGAUGAGGAUUGUAUUUGAAGCUUGGACCACUCUGUACUUAAGAGGCACAGGUGCAGCAUUAAUACAGCAAACUUGAAGAUAUAUUCUUUUAAAUGGUAACUAAUCUCUAGCGUGAUACGGAUUUUAUACGUGGAAAACAUAAAUCUGAGGCAAAUGAAAUGAAACAAAACACCUUGAAAUCAAUAGAGUGAGGUUAAGAGACUCCUCUGAGCUUUAUGUUUCAAUACUUUAAACUCUGUAUCUACGAUAGCUGGACAAAAAAAUGUAGCAGGGGUCACGAUAUUCUACUCUGUCAGUUGAAUUGGGAUUAAUGUUUCUUUUGGUGCACAACUUUUGUUAUUGUACAGUCAAGCGUAAGUGCAGAAAUCUCACUAACUGCACCAUGGCACAUCUACUUUAAACUCCAAUAGAUUUGCAGUGAAAUGACCAUAACUGAAAUUGACCACAUACAGAGAGAAAGUCCAGCCCCAAAGCGAGCAUAUAGAGCCAUGUCCACAUGCACAAAUAGAAUAUGUUACUAUGCGUUUACAGAUUUCAUCAAAAAAAAGCAAUUAUGAGGCCAGCAGCACUGUACUGUCCUUUUUAACAGAUUUAAUUGGGAGUGACUCCUCAUUUGAGAAUUGCUGCUACUGGGCAAAAAAAAAAAACAUGCAUCUGCAAAAGGUAUGAAUAUUUUGUCAUCCACUCCGAUUCCCAUUGUAUGUUUCUGAUGCUGCACCGUCGGGGUUAAAACAGGUUUCGUUCAUGGCCGUGUAAGCCAAAAAUGUAAGAAUAUGUCUAACCUGCGGGCAUCACAGUGCAAGAGGUGGUGUGGGUGAUGGUGGUUAUGAUUGUACUGUGAGUGAUGAUGGAGGUAAAAAAAAAAAAAAAAAAGUGAUGGAAGUGAUUGGUUUUAGAUUCAAGGCCUUGACACCCUUGCCCUCCUCUUUUCUCGUUUUCAUUUGUCAGUGCAAAUGAAACAUAUCUGGUACAAACUUUGACAUUCACUUAAAAACCUAACAUCUUCUCUUUUUUUUUUUUUGCUGGGAAUGGGUGUUCUGGGUUCAAAUAAAUACACGAAGCGGUUACUUUGUAAAGUUUGUACAAAAAAAAAACAUAGCUUUUGGCUGUUUUUUUUUUGUGAUAUUUUCCAUUUCUCAUGAAUAACAAUGCAACAUUUUUACUACUAGGCAAGUUUGGUUGAAGCUGUGAAUAAUCAUUGAGCCACUUUGCUUUAGUUCUGGUCAUGAUCAUCCUUGUUUAUCAUGAUUUGUUUAAAAGAAGUCAAAACCUUUAAUGAUGCCACCAACUCAGUGCCAUUUGACUUUUUGUCAGUGGAAAGGAAAACAUCAGAGGUGAAGAGUUUAAAAGAAAAAAAAUGAGAGUGUAUUUACCUGCUUUUUACUCACUGGAGCUGUUUUGCUUGCCAGGUAACAUCCUGGGUUUUCACUUUGCGAUUGCUCGAGCCUCAAAUGAUUUCCACAGUAGAAAUUUGAUAAUAAUUUUGCUGUCUCUCUUCUACAUACAGUAUAUACUAUGAAAGGAAUGCCUUCUGUGUAAUGGCUGCAAUGCAAUAUUAUUUAAAGUUACAGUAUGCUAUCAAGCUCUGCGGUUACAGUUGGGUUUGACGGUUACACCGAUGCUGGAGGACUGGUGUGAAGUUUUUUUUUUUGUUUUUUUUUUUGGAGUUGUAGUGGAGGACUGUUACUGUGAAAGGCUCAAGAGGUAUCCAGUGUGGGCGCUCAUAUUGUGAGGUUUCCUGAAGUUAAAGUGGAGAAAGGAGGAUACUUUUUCUUGUGGCACGUACAGUGUAGCAAUAGUUUUUAACUCGCUCACAUUUAGAAUCAGUUUCUGUUGGUGUUUUUGCCUGUUUCAGGACUCGCUUACCCUUUAUGCUUUUUACUGUAGAAGUGCCCACAUGUAAAGAAAAAAAAAUGCCUUUCAGUGCACCAACAGAUCAACACACACACACACACAUGUCCACACAUAUACAUACAGAUUCAUUCAGUGCAUCUCCUUGCUGUUUCAUGUAGCUUGCUCCUGUGGAAUGAUGUCGAGUCUCGAGCACAGCAACAGUUUCUUCAGACUGUUACUGCAGACUUUUUUUCUUCUCAACAUGUUCAUUAUAUUUCUAUUCUCUCUGAUCUUCUCACGUUUUUAUUCUUUAUUUCUCACUUGUUUGAUCCGCAGUUUUAAUGUCUCUAGCGGCACCUAACUUAAGUGGUUUCAUUUUCUGUAUUGUAUUUGACGUUGUACAAAAGUGGUUGAAUUAAAAUAAAAGCAACACAUGGAUGAAUGAAUGAAAGAAAAAACAAAAAAAUACACGUAGGGAGUCAUUGGCAGCCUUUAACGGUAUGUUUUGCACUAAGUAUAGAGUGUUCAAGCUUCAUAUUAAAAAGAAACUUUGCGCUUUGCGCUACAAUACAAUGGAAUUUGUUACUUUAUUUGUAAAAACUUAAUAAAUAAAAGUUGUUUAAAUGAA